This is a messenger RNA of Telopea speciosissima, 677 nucleotides long. RefSeq lists its product as uncharacterized. NCBI's taxonomy places the organism in Eukaryota, Viridiplantae, Streptophyta, Magnoliopsida, Proteales, Proteaceae. Gene Ontology annotation, biological process: endosperm development; regulation of DNA-templated transcription. The transcript is spliced from 2 exons. The coding region runs from base 39 to 674 and encodes 211 amino acids. The record is from RefSeq and is a predicted model, not a curated record. Gene Ontology annotation, molecular function: protein dimerization activity; DNA-binding transcription factor activity.
UUCCUACAUAACGGUUUCUCUCCGGGAGAAGCAAACCAAUGGAAGAGAAAGGGGCACCCCAUGAAGGAGUCACAAUGAAGAGCUGCAGCAAUGCAGAUAACCCUCUAACGUUGGCUUCACAGGGUAUCACCAUUAACGAGAAGAUCGAUUCAAGCUCAAGCACAAGAAAAAGAACCAGAGACGAAGCUACCGUGAAGAUGAGAGUCAAGGAAAUUCAAAAGGACCAAAAAAGGACAGAGAAGAUGCGCCUCCACUACUCAACUCUUCAAUCCAUGGUUCCACACCUCUUCCCUAAGGUAACGAGAGAGAGGAUUAUGGAUGAAACAAUCUCUUACAUAAGACAGCUUGAGCGAGACUUGAAGAGUUUACAGGAUCGGAAGGCAGAUGCAGAGUUGAUUUAUCCACGAACCCACCAGAAUUCGUCCAUGGAAGUGAAUGUUUCUGGCAAUGUCGCAUUGUUUGGUAUACGUGCAAUGAUGAAGCGGCCUGGUUUAGCAAUGGAGAGCGUAUUCAGGGUGUUUGAGGAGCACAAGGUGGAGGUAUUGGCAGCCAGUGUCGCCGUCAAGGACCGGAUGUUGUCAUUAACAAUCACUGCACUGAAUGGCGAUGGUGAGGGAGAUGGAGAUGAUAAAAUUAAUACAGAGAAUCAAAGGACACCUUACCCACGUUCUUAACCU